Paramecium octaurelia is the source of this 1014-nucleotide messenger RNA. Lineage: Eukaryota; Ciliophora; Oligohymenophorea; Peniculida; Parameciidae. The record is from the annotation of a GenBank genome assembly.
AUGUAAUUUGAUUUUAGUAACAACCAAACUUAAAUAAUGGCAUCUAUACUUUAUUGUCUGGAAUAAACGAUGAUGUAUAAAAAGAAAAAAAUUAUACCAUUUAAAUUAGCUCAUUCUGAAUUCUCAUAACUUACAGAUAGACAAGAAAAAGGAAACAAACGUUGAAUUAUAAUAAAAAGAACAAAGGCAAGCAAAUAAAUAAGAGAGAAGGUUAGGUACCAAUAGAGUAUUUUGGGUAGAGCUAACCGCAUGUUCAAGUCUUGGAAUACUCUUUACUCUAUAGCAAUUAAAAUACGAAACAAAACCGUAAUUUGUUCCUUUAAUUAAGCUGAACAAUGAGGAACUGUAAAUAAAAUUGGAGUAAUAAAUAUAUGAGUAAGUAAAAAUUAAAAUAAUAUUGCUCGGUUUAAGGCAACAAUUCCAAAGUAUCUUAUUUAAAGUAUUGUCAAGCGAUUACAAUCAUAGGAUUCGGACAUACAAAAUAUCAGUUGAGAUUAGUAGAUCAAUUUCCUAAAGCUUAACUGAUUUAAUAAAAUAGAUGAAUUAUAGGUAUAGAGUUUAAAGUAGCGAAGAUUGUCAGACGAGAAUGGUAUUUUUAUGAAAUUAGAGUUCAAGAUUAUGGUAAUCCUUUAGGAUUAAAUAAAUCUGAUAUGCUUGUUUCUUUAAAAACUCUUUGUUCUAUGGCUUAAUAUUUGAAAUCUGAAUUGCUAGUAGUAGGAAUUUAAUGAGGGGUUAAAUGGCAAGACAUGUGAAGUUAUAAUUAGAAAAGAAUUGAAAGAUAGGGUUAAUUUAGAUAUUCGUAUUUUACUCUUAGGGGAGAGUAGAUCUGGAAAGACCUCUUUUUUUGUGAGAAUUAUGUGCAGGAGAUUGGAUUAUGAUUAUGGAUUAGAGAUCUAAAAGAAAUAUCUGAAUUCUUAAUAUGCAAAACUGAAAGAGUGCCACACAAAAGUAAUAGCGAAUAUAUUUGUACCAUUGGUUUAUCUAAGGAGGUUUAACCUAAUAAUUUGGAUCUGA